AUGGAUACUACUCAGAUCUAUGCGGUUGUCAUCACUGGCAUUACUUUGGUAUUUCUACUGCGAACCGGGGUUUCCUCGUUCGCUCCCAGGCUCAUUGCCACCAUUUCCCGGAUACACCAAUACUUGAGUUAUACCUAUGUUCUCAAUCGUCACGCCUUUAUGGGUCCCUGGACUGUGACCGCAGUCUUGCUGCGCGUCAUAUAUCUGGCAGUCAACGUGGUGUGUUUGGGUGUUGGUGUCGCCGAUCUGUCGCAUGCCGGACGCCGCGCAGGGACGUUGUCGGUCAUCAAUUUAGGUCCGUUGUUGAGUGGUCUUCACCUCAACUUUCUGGCCGACUUGUUGGGUCUCUCUGUGGGCGCCGUUCGAGCUGCCCAUCGUACGGUCAGCUUCGUGGCUUUUGGCCUGGCCGCUUUUCACGUCAUCGUGGUCGCCGUGACCGAGCGGGCCUUAUUUCGGAGAGAACUUGAGAAACCGUCCGUGGUCAUUGCGGCUUUGGCAUUCUGCAUACUCAUCAUCACUCCACGAAGCUUGGUUCAGAAAGCGUCUUAUGAGAUCUUUAUUCGACUUCAUCAGAUUUUGUCGCUUCUUUGUGCAGCUUCAAUCUGGCAACAUUUAUCGUCAGUACGGUGUCCGGAUCGAUUGUAUCUUCUCAUCUUUCUUGCCUUAAUGGCGGUGGCAUUCGCUUGCGAGGCCGUGUUGGUUCUUGUCCGCAAUGGAUGGUCGUUCCGUCAACGUUCACGGGUCACCGUCACGAACUCGUGUGGGAUGCUGAAAUUGAAGGUGCAUCUCUGCAAACCUUUGAAAAUCGAGCCUGGCCAGUACAUCAAUCUAUGGGUACCCUCCGUAGGCCUCGGAGCCUUUUGGCAGAGCCAUCCGUUUAUGGUCGCCUCUUGGUCCACUGAGGCGCAAGAAUGUCUGGAGAUUUUUAUCCAGCCACGGCGAGGCCUCACGAGAGAUCUUCUUCACAUUGCUCGCCCAGAUGGACCUUUGGUGUGCAAGUGGGCCAUGUUUAGCGGACCACAUGGGAAUACUGUCGCGGUUGGUGAGCACGAGACGGUUGUGUUGAUCGCUGAUGGAGUCGGAAUCGCCUCUCAAGUGCCAUACCUGAAGAAGCUGAUUCAUGGCUACCACAAUCGUCGUGUGAUCACUCGUAGGAUCCAUUUGAUCUGGCAGAUCAGUGACAUUGAUGUCGGCAUUGCCGCGCAGCCUUUUGUGAACGAUGUGCUGGAUGAAGACAAGCUGGAGAGUGGUGGUAUCCUCCAGGUCUCUAUCUACGUCAACCUCGACGAUAUUUCCAAGAUCUCAUUUGGAAGACGAAGCACUGUCUAUCCUGGAAAGGCCAACUUUGACCAACUGGUGAAGAGCGAGUUAGCAUUCAAUGGCGAACGUCAACACGACAGAAUGAAAGGCUUUCCCGGAAGUCUUCCCUCCACCCCAAUUCCCGCCGAGUAUAGAACGCAAUACGUCCCAGAUCUGGCGCGACGAAGCGCCCUUUCCGAAUAUUCGACAGAUGAGUUCAUGCAACCAUGGACAAACGUGCCACUCCAGAGUGAGCGCAGUGGACUUAAUCCGCUCACACAGGACAAGCGGCAAAUGUCCGAAUUGCGGCAGACGUCGCAGGGCUCGACCCUUAUUCUCAUGUCGGCAUUUGCGGAAACCCGUGACGUUUUGCGGAGAUUGGCACGACGGCAUCUUCAUGAGAAGGUGACCUUGGUCGAGACGGAUUUCCAGCCCUUCAAGAGAUAG
Messenger RNA from Exophiala oligosperma, 1746 nucleotides. RefSeq lists its product as uncharacterized. Bases 1 to 1746 code for a protein of 581 amino acids. Gene Ontology annotation, molecular function: ferric-chelate reductase activity. The record is from RefSeq and is a predicted model, not a curated record. The transcript has 6 exons. Gene Ontology annotation, cellular component: plasma membrane. Lineage: Eukaryota; Fungi; Ascomycota; Eurotiomycetes; Chaetothyriales; Herpotrichiellaceae. Gene Ontology annotation, biological process: intracellular iron ion homeostasis; copper ion import; iron ion transport.